Molecule: messenger RNA, 11050 nt
Organism: Dermacentor andersoni
Lineage: Eukaryota; Metazoa; Arthropoda; Arachnida; Ixodida; Ixodidae
Gene: SLO2
Product: slowpoke 2
Biological process (GO): potassium ion transmembrane transport
Cellular component (GO): plasma membrane
Molecular function (GO): intracellular sodium-activated potassium channel activity; outward rectifier potassium channel activity
Source: RefSeq, a predicted model, not a curated record
UCGGUCGGACGAGUGAUAAAAGGUAGUGCUACCGGCACUUUGUUCUUGUUUUGCAGCCUCUUUCUUUCGUAACACCUGCUCACGGCUCGUCCGUCGUCACGACUUCGAUCAAGCCAGCCCCUGCCUCGGAAGCAGCUUAACGCGUUCAAGGCGCAUCCUCCGUCUGGCCGACUCCUAAAUUUUUCGGAAGUCUGCAGAGUCAGCUGCUCGUCUGCUCUGAUAUAGCCUGUUCAUUACCUCCGUCUUCGCACCCGCUUGGUGAUCUUAUCAUUUCCGUCUGCCUCGUGAAACAAGAACUUCAGGCAGCGCCGCGUUAUUCGUUCCUUCUCUUUCACUGUAAGCAAGAACACUGGUUCACAAGCGACCAUCGACGUAGGUGUCGCUGCAGAGCGUCUUAGUUAAAGCCUAAAAAAAUAGUUGAGCUUUGUCCGCAGCUUGUCGUUCCUGUUUACGAACUGAUCGUCGUCGGGGACCACUUUGUUUUGGUUUAUCUUGAGUGCGAGAAGCUGUGACCACCGGAGAUCAUGGGCACUGUGGAUCGCAGCAUGUCCCAAGAUGGCGUGGGAUUAAGGGCCAUCGCACGUUCUGAGGAAAGGGUUCGUGUAGAGUUCUAUGUGAACGAGAACACGCUAAAGGAGCGGCUUCACCUCUACUUUAUCAAGAACCAGCGAUCCAGCCUCCGAAUCCGGGUGAUCCGGCUCGUGGUGAAAAUCGUGGCCUGCCUUCUCUACGUGGGCCGAGUGGCGUUGGACAGAGGGCCCCGGUACGCCACUUGCUACCAGUGUCCCCUGCGCGUCGAGAACACCUCGCGCUACACCGACGAAGCCGUGCGGAACGGCGCAAUCAACUGGGAUGCCAUAUUUUGGGUGGAGCGUCCUUUCGUGCUUUGGUGCAUCCAGACUAUACUGGCCAUCAUAAGUUUCUCCGAGGCCUGUCUGGUUGUAUAUCUCACCUACAAGGGAAACAUUUGGAGACAACUCCUGUCUUUCCGCUUCCUUCUGGAAAUUGUCAACAAUGUACCAUUUAUAGUCACUAUAUUUUAUGCACCUUUACGGAAUGUAUUUAUACCAGUGUUUCUUAACUGUUGGCUUGCGAAGUUUGUACUGGAAAACAUGUUUAACGAUUUACAUCGAGCCCUUCAGAAGUCCCAGUCCGCACUCUCACAGCGGCUGCUCAUCCUCACCGCCACCUUACUCUGCCUCAUAUUCACUAGCGUGUGCGGGUUCCAGCACUUUCAGAGGGCCGGCGUGGAGCACGUGGACCUGUUUGAGAGCUUCUACUUCGUGGUGGUGACGCUGUCCACGGUGGGCUACGGCGACUUCAAGCCAGACGUUUGGCCGUCGCAGCUUUUCAUGGUGGCCAUGAUCUGCGCGGCGCUCAUAGUGCUGCCGACGCAGUUCGAGCAGCUCGCCUACACCUGGAUGGAGCGUCAGAAGCUGGGCGGCACUUACAGCAUGCAUCGAGCCCAGAGCGAGCGCCACGUGGUAGUCUGCUCCACCACGCUGCGCGCCGACACCGUCAUGGACUUCCUCAACGAGUUCUACGCGCACCCGCUCCUACAGGACUAUUACGUCGUACUUCUGUCGCCAUGCGAAGUGGACGCGACGAUGAAGAUGAUUCUUCAAAUACCGAUGUGGGCGCAGAGGGUCAUCUACAUUCAGGGCUCUGCGCUCAAGGACACCGACCUCACUAGGGCCAGAAUGAAUGCAGCCGAGGCGUGCUUCAUGCUGGCAGCCCGAAAUUACGCCGACCUCGCAGCCGCCGACCAGCACACCAUCUUGCGGUCGUGGGCAGUACGCGACUUCGCACCAACUGUUCCCCAGUACAUUCAAAUAUUCCGUCCAGAAAAUAAAGUGCACGUGGCCUUCGCGGAACAUGUGGUUUGCGAGGACGAGUUCAAGUACGCCCUGCUGGCCAACAACUGCCUCUGCCCCGGUGCCUCCACCCUAGUAACGCUCCUGCUGCACACGUCGCGCGGGCAGGAGGGCCAGACGUCGGCCGAAGAGUGGCACCGACUGUACGGCAAGUGCUCGGGCAACGAGAUCUACCACAUCCGGCUGGCCGACAGCCGCUUCUUUGGCGAGUACGAGGGAAAGAGCUUCACCUACGCAUCCUUCCACUCGCACAGAAAGUACGGUGUGGCGCUGGUGGGCGUGCAGACAGACGUGCACGGCCAGUGGCCCGUGCUGCUGAACCCGGGGCCGGCCUACAUCAUGAAAGGAUCGGACAUCUGCUUUUACAUGAACAUCACCAAGGAGGAGAACAGCGCCUUCCUGCCCGCCGCCGGCGACGACGCCAAGCCUCAGGACGCCGCUGACAAGGCCGCCGCCGAUGCCAAGGCCAGGACAGAAAGCGGCAAAUCGCGGUUCGACUUUCGGAGCCGCAAGCAGCACCUGGAGGUUCCGAAGCCCGAGGAGGCGCGCGGUCGGCGACCCAGCAUCGCGCCCGUGCCCGACCUAGGCCAGAGCGAAGAGGGCGCGCAGCUCGACAGCGAGGACGAUGCUCUGGGCAUCGAGGAAGAGAAGUACCUCGAGAACUCCUGGAACACGCCCGCCGAGGAGUCCGAGAUUGUAAAAGGCUUCCCUCCAGUGACUCCGUACAUUGGCGUCAGUCCCAAGCUUUGCUACUUACUUAGAGACAAAAAGCCGCUCUGCUGCAUGCAGCUCGCUCAGCAAUGCGACCACUGCGAGUUCCACAACGCGAAGCAGUACAACUGGCCCAACCGAUGCGUUAUCCUGGCGGCCGACUUCGCCAGCAAAGGCAUCUACAACUUUAUCGUGCCCCUUCGGGCACACUUCCACAGCCCCAACAGCCUCAGACCCAUCGUGCUACUCCUGGAGAAGAAACCUCACGCGGCGUUCCUAGAUGCGAUUUCAUGUUUCCCAUUGGUCUACUGGAUGCAGGGUUCUAUAGACGACCUGGACGACCUGCUUCGGGCAGGCAUCAACCUAGCUGACAGCGUGGUAGUAGUGAACAAGGAGUCGUCCAAUUCAGCUGAAGAAGACUACCUGGCUGACUGCAACACCAUCGUGGCAGUGCAAACGAUGUUCAAAUUCUUCCCGAGCGUGCGCAUCAUCACCGAGCUGAGUCAGAGCAGCAACAUGCGCUUCAUGCAGUUUCGGGCGUUCGACACGUACGCGCUUCACCUUUCCAAGAUGGAGAAGGUGAGCCUGCUCAACCAGCGAGAAAGGGACCGUGGCUCACACAUUUCUUACAUGUUUCGGCUUCCCUUUGCCGCCGGCAAUGUGUUCAGCGCGAGCAUGCUGGACACCCUCUUGUAUCAGGCCUUUGUCAAAGACUAUGUGAUAACAUUUGUGCGUUUGCUUCUGGGCGUUGACCAAGCACCAGGAUCAGGAUUUUUGUCUUCGAUGCGAAUUACUAAGGACGACUUGUGGAUCAGGACAUACGGACGUCUAUACCAGAAACUUUGCUCAACCACAUGUGAAAUUCCCAUCGGCAUCUACAGGACACAAAGCACAACAAACCCCGAAGGAUCCACCGUCUCUCUGGACCUCCUAGACGACAAGGCCACGUUCAACGAGAACAUCGAGCGCCAGGAGAUCGGCACUUUGGUGCGCACGCGUAUGCAGGAUCUGGGCCUGCCCGUUCAAGAUUAUGAUGAGGUAUCGGACAAGCGGCACAGUUUGUCGUAUGUGAUAAUCAACCCAAACUGUGACCUACCGCUCGAAGAAGGUGACAUCAUCUUUCUCAUCCGCCCGAGCCCCAUCUCGGGCAAGCGCAUCUUCCUCAAGCACGGCUCAGUGCGCAUCAAGACGCCGAGGCCCAGCCGCCGGGAGAACCCGUCGACGCGCGGCCGCUCCAAGCCCUCAUUCCGGCUCAACUUCAGCGCGCACAAGUCGGACUCGCUGCCUGUCCAAGAGAACGGUGGCCUCAGCCCACCGAAACCACCACAGGAGACUGCAUUCGAGCAGUCGGAAUGCAGUGUCCACGUGACGGCCGCGACUCCUUCGUCGACGGGCCAAGGGACGAUCGUAUGACGCCAGCUGAGGUUCCCUCUGGCAUGGAGGGCACGCCACAGGGUCAACUGAAGAGCUUCACCCCUCGUCGCAGGAACAAGACGCGCGUCCACCAGCCGUGCACGCCGCAGCUGAACUUCAAGCUGCAGGCGGGCUCGCAGAGCAACCGCGUCGCAUGUCGCAAGUUCGACGAACGCCGCCUUCGGCAGUGCGCGAGACGCCGCGCGCCUGCCACGGUCUAGCGCGCUUGAGUUGCGCUCUGCGCAUGGCCAUAACCAGUCGAGCGCAAGCCCCUAAUUCCAGAAACACGCACGCGAAAAUCAGCGCAUGCGCCCUAAGGCGUCGAUGAUGUGGUUUUCAAGGAGCUUCUGAGCGUUUCCAAGCGCUCCGCAGGUCCUUUGCUUGUACUGUUCUUCCUGAGCCUGACGGCAGGGACAGCACCAGUGUGACACUGGAACCGUGCGUGCCAGCCGAACUCAAAACCUCUUGUCGGGCACUUUUGUCUGGUACGCGUACGUUUUCAGCAGUCUUCACUUUGCUUUGCCGCCCGCGAGAGGCGCGUUUGCUGAGGCACCGCGCGCGCUUGUUGACCAGAGUGCCAUAUCCUAGCGCCAGCAUUAUGGUGCGGCCUGCCGGCGCCGUUGUUUCAAGACGGGUGAGCUUCAGUGAGAACCUUUGCGAUGCCUUCUUUGCACCAUGGGAGGCCUAAAGCUCCCGUCCCACCACCCGACUCUACUGUGCUUCAGCGCUGCGUUGUCUAGGGCGAGAUCGCAGCUUCUCUGGCCACUAGCGAAAAAUUUGGGGCAUGGCAUCGAGUUCAAACAUCAGCCAUUUCUUGAGGCAAGGCGAGAUAAGCAAUCCCAUUAAAAUAAACGCACAUAAGACAACGCUGUAAGCAUGCACUUUGUGCACUUCCGCCACCUGUGACGUUUUCAACUGUGAUUGGUCGCGACUUCAGCGAAUGUAAUUUGAAUGCUGUAUGGAAUACCUUAAUCAAAAAUGAACGACUUUCUUCAAAAGUACUUCACUCUCAGCAGAGAAGUUGCAUGUUGUAUCUCUGCGCGACGUCAUAUCCCUGAGACUUCUAUUUAGCUAUUGUGUCAGCGUCAAGUCUUACGUGAUAUCUCGUGGCUUUGAUCGUAAUGAGCGUUGGACUGAAAAUACUCGUGAUUAACCUCAAGUUGCCGAGUGAAGAUUGUUUCAAGAUCUCCAGAAAUUGUUUCAGCAGACACUACAUUGUAUAGAACAAUAUACAUUGCUCUAGUGCUUUAUUUGAACACACAUAUACAUUUAACAGGAAAGGGAAAGCUAGGAGGAGGCUGGCAACUGCCACCGGAAGGGGCACAACGCCUGCCUACUCUUCGGAAGGGAGGUGCUUUAUCGCCAUACCUGGCCUUUGCAACGUAAUGGUUCAUUGACCGUUAUCAUACAGAUAUGCUUAAUGGAGCAAUGGAACAUUUUGUUUUAUUCUGUGUGCCUAUGUACAUGGCUUCUUUGAUUGUUUUAAGCUUGAACGGGAGUUGGGACAUUCUCUCUGGCCAUCACAAAACACUGCAGUACUUUAUGCGUGAAGGGCCAGCUUUGGUGAUAAUUUGUGUUGGAAAAUACGAUAGCACGUCUUCUACUUUUCUUUUGUGCCAUCUGUACUCAGUACUUCGAGCAGGCGCAGACAUUUGGAGAAGAAAGUAGAGGGGAGAGGGGAGGCACGCGAAGAAAGACGCUGCUUACACAUGAAAUAUGGCUGCAUUCGUACCGCUGCGUCAACCACCAUUCACGAGUUGCAAGAGAUUUCACAGUAGCGUUUACUUGUCAGUGGUGACGCUCGCAACAGAGUAAAACAUGGCUGCUUCACAAGCGUCAUCCGACAGAAAAUGUCGCUCAUCAAGGCAACCACGCUAAAUUCUGCUGCGAGUAUGCCUGCCCAACUGUGGUUAGACUAGCCACUUCAGAUUCUGACCACUUCAUCGUGUGCUUACUUGUGAUGCCGAGGUAUUGGCUUUGUUUUUAAGCCCUCUGCAUUGUCGCGUUCCUCUGGUAGAGAGCAGUUGUGAUCGAGACAUUACCUCCUUUGUGCCGCAUAUGAGAGCCCGCUUGUAUAUUCACAGCCGUUUUGGGACUUAAUGGGACGAGUAGGAUGGUUGUUGCUAAAUACACCAGCGAAUUAUGCUGCAGUGUCGUUGUCUAUACGCGACGCAAACCACAUGUGUGAGCGCCUUUUCUUGCCGCCGCUAUUUAUGUUACGCAAUUAAAUGGCGCCUUUGUGAUAUGUGGCUUGUGAGGGUAAAAAUGCUAAAACAUGCUGAUGUGAUGAGUCCUUCUGUAAAUAUACGCGUUGUUCGAUACAAAGGUAGCCAGUGAAUGAAACGUUAUGUUACGCACAGCCUUUGCAUCUUUCGAUAGCGUCACUCAGCCUGCCUUGUGUAUAAGUGAUACAGUUACUCGGUGCUUGCUGGAGCGAAACGUGUAGUGACAAAUCCGUAUUUGUUGUUGCAUCUUGUGCUCGCGUUGUAUUUCAGCUCCUUGUUUACACUGUUCCUAAGAUGCCAUCUUAGCUGUAGUCAUGCUGUGAAAACAAAACCUGUUCGCCCGAACAUUCAUUUUUUCAUGGACAUUGCCAGCACAAAACGGCAGACGUUCAUCUUGCCUACGUACUGUAAUGCCGCCGCGUUUUGAUUGUAUGCGCUUUCCUCGACGUAAAUGAAGCAGUCGAGAAGCGAGGCACAAAGAAGUUUGCUGCAUCUUGUACUGAAAUUAAUUGGUUUCUUUAAGAAAAUGUUUUGUAACGGUUUGCUGAACUUCUUUGCGCCGAAGCAGGGAUGUGCCUGUUUUAAAUUAAGAGGAGUGGAAUUGUUUUGCAGCGCCGGAAAGAACCUACGAAUAUACUUUGACCAACUUCUUCUGAGAGACCGAAAAUCUCACCAGUUCCCCUUCUUUAGCACCCACGGCUCGAGAAACAAUAUUUGCGAAUGAAGUCAUAUUCUUUUUCCGUCACGCUGAUCCCUGCCUGCGGGAUGUUGCUUUCACCAUUUGGCUGGGCGGUGAAUUGUUGAAUACCUUACUUUCAUGACGAGAGUGAAACAAUCUUCUGCGUCCAAGCAAACGUGGUCUCGAUGAUCUUCCUGCAUUAGUUCAGGCACCGCUAAUAUUAUGCUCCGAAUUUAAAGUACAAUGCUUCACGACAUAAAAUUAUGUCCUGAGUUUUCCGCGCGCACAGUUGUAGACAUCGUGACUUGCACCUGGUCCUGUAAAUUUUCUUUCAAUUCACGCUCAUUCAGCUUGCCGAAAAAAAUUUUGAACUCAACAGACCCACCCUAACUCUUAUAACACACGAUAUCUUCCAUUCUCCUGGUAGCGUAAAACAGUUUUACAAAAUUUAACAUACGUCGAUUUUUUAGGUCCGAAGAGACAACCUGUUCGAAUGACUAGUAUGUGACGGGAAGCAUUUCUUGUGUGAUUUUAUUACUCCUUUCUCGUCACCCAAAAACCCAAGUUUCAGACUUGCGGUGCAAACUGUUGUGCAAUGGUGUCGUGAAUUUCGGUACCCUGGAGAGGAAGUGGAGAAGUUCAGCCUCAGAACAAAGCACCUAGCUGUGUGCGCCCGCAUCACUUCUCACAUACCUUUCCAACUGCACACGCACGACACUUACGAGGACACUUGUCAUCACUUCGAAACACGCUGACUGCCCAGCCUGCAGUUGACGCGUAUUUUCUAUCCCGCGUUUUCCUCGUUCGCAUUUCCUGGCGAUGCGAACCAGCGUUGUCCUUUGCGCUUUUGCCGCUGCAGCGCCACGCGAGUCUGCACGAAGCAGCAAUCCCCCUCGUGUUUUUUCAAACGUGCAUUCUAAGACGUUCUUCAAGACUACGGUACGCAUCUGUAGACGAUAGUCAAAAACUUAAAGUGUUCGCUUUCCCGCGUGUUCAUGCAUUCUUCUAGCCGCAGAAAGGCUUUAUUCUUUCUCUAAAAAUUAUCCGACACAUCGCGUUUUCGUACAGACAUCCUCUUAGUAUUUAAGCACACGUAGACGACGUGUAUGCUAUAGUGUCUAACAAAUCUCACGCAUCCACUUAUGGUCACACCCUUGUACUGGUACUACUUUUUAUUAACCUUCAUGCUCCUCAUACCCUUCUCUAUCAUGAUAGCCUUAUGGCACUGUGCGAAGCCAGGUAAUUAAUUCUUUGAGCGAAGUCAAUAACCAUAUCGGGCAGAGGCGAUGAUCACGAGUCUAGAAAGGUGAACGCUUGUUAAAUAUCCGUUAGUCAAAGGGUCAGGGCUUAAGCUGUGGUCUGAAGGUAUACUUAAGGCAGGUGAAGGGAACAAUCAACCAUUACGAAGUUUCUUUCUGCAAAAAAAAAAAAAACCAUAUAUCUUUAGGAUGCGCGCACGCGCGUUUCCUUUAGUUAUCGGUGUCGCCGUCAUCGCGUUGUUCUGAUGUGUUCUUUUAAUAUAAAGUGUUCACAGAAAGUCAGCGCACUAUUACGUUGACUUCUAGGUACUACGUCACACGGCAUAAGUUAGUCCCUAUUUAAGUUAUCCACGCUUUACUUUACCGUGCGUAAUCAAAACACCCCACGCUCAUUUUUGAAAGCCGCGUUCGAAACACACCCCCUUUUGUACUUUCUCGUGCCUAUUGUUUCUCAGGGCAAGGGAUAUUGUGAAAUACUCUUAACGAAGCGCUUAUUAUUUACGUACUGAAUGAGAAAGGUGCAUAGGAAGAGCGACAAGUUCUCUGUCACUUUCGUUGCUCCGACUGUUUGUGCACUGAGGUAAACAUAAACAGAAUGAACAACGUCAUAAUACGGCUGGAUAAGAUCAUGUGACGGGGAUAGAGUUUUUAGCGUGGCAAGCACUCUGUACAAAGAAGGUACACGAAUGAGUAUGGUGCUCAUAUUGUCAGGAUUUAACUUUUUCGCCUUUGAUUUCUUUGUUCCUUUCUCCUUUCUCUUCUUCUUCUUUUUAUGUGUAUUUUUUAAUCCGAGUCGAUAAUUGCUAACUUGGGUUGAGGAUUCGGCGAGUUGGUAUUGCAUUCUAAAACUUAUACAGCGCAAGAGGGAAAGGAACAACCAAGCCGAGCUAGACAGAAGGAACAGCGCUCUAUUCCUUCUUCUGGCCGGCUCGGCUUGUUUCUUUCUUUCCAUCUUGCGCUGUACCAGUUUUAGAUCAUUGUUAAAAUAUUGCCGUCUACUACAAAUGAGCUUAGCAUGCCAGGCACUUCAGGGAGCAGGUUCUGAGUUGUUUUGUUUAAGGCAGUGUUCAAUUUCAGUUAUGUGCGCAUUUUCUGCAUUCGUUCAGUUGUUUAUGCCGACCAAAUUAUGACGAGCUUUUCUACAUGCCAACCCACUGCUGUUCAGAAAUGAUGAUGUUAAGCAAGCUCCACGACCCGCUGUGCGCACUCCAAUGUGACGCCGCAAUUCGCACGUCCUGUUAUAGAAUCAAACACACAACGUGGUGCUUGAUUCUACAUAAACAGCAUCCAAUGCUAGACACAGGCUAUGCCUGCCGCACUUCCCUUUCAUUUUUUUUUCUGCGAAGCAUAGCUUCCUGUAGGGGCAUUAGCGUAAUCUAAGGAACGACGUGUUAUGUGACCCGCAGGCUUUGAAUUCAUAUAUAGAAGGUGUGCAGUGGUACAGCAGUCCUGCAAUUGGCAUGGCUCAGCUGUCACAGUGCUGCAACGUUCCACCGUGAGACGGCGUAGAUUUCAUUUCGCCAAAAAAAAUAAAAAAUAUCCGCGUCCCAAAAGCAUUCUUGAAAGUUUCCUGAUACUUUUAGACAUAAGAAGCCGUUUUGCCUUCAGUUAAGAAAUUAAUUAUAUAUUUAUUAUUGUGUACCCACUACCUCAGCGAACCCGCUCUUUCUCGUACUCUCACUGCCUGUUGUGUUCUCAUUGCGUUAAGGCCGCAGUGCGCUAUAGUAACUAUAUCUGCACGUUAGUGGAAUGUUGUUCACUGACUGAGUGAUUGCUUGGUCGGCUGCGUUCUAGUCUGGAUAGUUGUGAUAUUUGAAAUCGAUCGUCAGAGCCGGAAGUCUUUCUGCCUGUUCACUUGUUACCUGAGAUUCGUUUCUGUCAAAAGAACCGAUGUCAGGGCACGUUGGUAUUUGAUGGCAUCGUGAGAAAGGCAGCACAGCACAAACGAGGGCGAUGAAAAAAACGCUAAAUGGACACUGGUAGUGCCACUCUGAUGAUUCGUUUGAGUGCCCCCUGUAUUCUGAUCUUCAGCGUUGAUGCGUGUACAGUAACUGCCAAUGGUUCACGAUAAUACGCACAAAAAUUGCCGUGGAAACCCAUCCAACAUACCUUGUAGUCGAAGGUACCGUAAGCUUAGCUGUCGCGAUAAUUUUUGCGUCAGUCGUCGUGGUAUUGCUGAAUUGCAGUUUCAGAUUAACGCUCUGCAAAUUAGCCUGAUACCUGCAGCAUGGUACCAUUAUGCCCGUCAUCUUCACAUACUUACCUACGAUGCUGAUAGGCUAAUGAGAAGUUGUAAAAAAGACGUUUUCGAGUUGUUUUUAUUACGCGUUGAAAAAAAAUAAACGUCAUGGAAGUUGCUGUGUGUGGUACCUGCAGAUUUUAUAUUUCCUUGCAGGGCAUCGCACUACUGUAUACACGAAUGAAUGAUUCUGGUUUAUUCGUUGAACUAGAUGGAAGCUCACAAUAUGAGCACGGUAUGGUAUAAUCCUUUGGAUCUUGACUGUGAACGAACCAUCAACGGACCAGACGUUUCGGAUCGCGAAGGUUCUGAGACAAUUGAGCUACAUAUGUGAUGGGCAUGCAGUUGAUCGCUUGUUAUGCGGAGCUCGGUGGGUGGGUGGGUGUGUCUGUGUGUGUGCGCGCGCGCAAUAGACGUAGUAAGCAUAUAUUCCUGUGCGUGAGAGUCUGCAUGUCGACGGCAGACCCGGCGCUUUGUGCGCUGCAUUUUUUCACACCAAGCAUGUGUCGACUUUUGCCUUGUGCUACCUAAAUGACUAUUUUUGGCCACCCUCCGAUAGAGUGAGAUUGAGAGAUAUUAUCAUAUCAUGUACUGACUAUGUAUCAUGUUUCCAUGUGUACAAUAAAACAUUUUGAUACACCUUACGUUAA